Molecule: messenger RNA, 2805 nt
Organism: Durotheca rogersii
Lineage: Eukaryota; Fungi; Ascomycota; Sordariomycetes; Xylariales; Xylariaceae
Product: Six-hairpin glycosidase-like protein
Exons: 3
Coding region: 122-2710 (862 amino acids)
Biological process (GO): carbohydrate metabolic process
Source: RefSeq, a predicted model, not a curated record
GCCACAUCUUCGAACCUUUCUCUUAGCCGCAGGCUGCCGGUUCGGGAGGCAACCUUGCAGGUGUCACCCACGGCGGGCUGUGCCCAGUCGAGACGCACUUCCAUGUCUCAGUCUUGUUGAAAUGGCGCAACCUUCGUACAACACGUUCGCCUCGGCCGGCCGCAACGACGUCAAGUCCAAAGCCGAAGCCGAGUCCCUUUCCCUUCCUCUGCCCCUCGCUCCUGCUAAAGGGUCGAAGAGACGAGUUGGUCAGCCGUCCCGCGCCGACUACCUCCUUCUCAAGGCCGCUGCCGUCAUAUCGGCGGUCGGGGUUAUUUUCUGGACGCUACUUCAUGCCGCCCCCUUCGGACAGCGAGUAGUCUCCUUGCCGGAGGAUGGAGCCGCCAAAGGUACUUCAUUCCUCGAUCACGAGGGCCCCAUCAGCGCGUUUGCGGGCAAAACGUUCCUGAAAGAAAACAUCCCGUUCAUCGAUAUCCCCGACUCGCUGGUCCAAGAUGUCUACUACUACCGGUGGACGUCCAUCCAGAGGAAUCUGCGCUACAUCAAGGCCGGGAUAGGCUACAUGUGCACCGAGUUCGUCCAACCUGUCUGGUACGCCAAGGCCUUUGGCACGAUAGACGCCGCUGCCGGUCAUCACAUCGACGAAUCGAGGUGGCUGCGAGACACGUCGUAUGGCGAUGACUACAUCCAUCUCUACACUCGUGGGCCAGCUGACUCGCUCCAGUACACCCAGUGGAUUCUCGAUGCGGCGAGCCGUCGGGCCAUGGUGACCGGGGACGAGGGCUUCUUCGCUGCCCAGCUCGAUGACAUGGUUCGUGUAUGGCAUGAAUGGGAUCACGUAUUCGACAAAGCCGCCGGCCUGUACUAUUACCAGCCGGUGUGGGACGCCCAGGAAUUAUCUCUGCCCGGGUUUAUCGCGGAUCCGAAUAAUACCAACUGGGACUUGAGGAAGGAUGGCCCUGAUACGUUCAGGCCGAGCCACAAUGCUUACAUGAUUGCCAAUGCCAGAGCUAUUGCGAGAGCUGCUCGUCUCGUCCGCCAUUUUGCUCGCGAGGCGGAAUUUUUGAAGCUAGCCAACCAACUUGAAGCCGCCAUGUUACAGCGGAUGUGGGCUCCCGAGCAACAGUUUUUCAUGGAUAUCAUCAAGCCUAACAACCCAAAUUUGACUCGGCUCACCGGACGGGAGCAGGUCGGCGUAUUCCCUUAUCGCUUCGGUAUCGGGCUCGAUACGUUCCAUGCUCAGCCUGCUGUCGACUCUUUGUUCGACCCCGACGGGUUCAUGGCACCAUACGGCCCGACGACGCUCGAAGUACGAGACCCGUGGUUCAUGUCUGUCAGGCCUGAUGCCUACUGCUGUUAUUGGAAUGGCAUGUCUUGGCCGUAUUCGACAUCUCACACUCUGAAGUCACUGGCGGCGAUAUACCGCUCGGGGACUACCAAUCUCACAGCAGAGCAGUAUUUCCAAUAUCUCCAGAUCUACGCGCGAACCCAGCAAAAGGACGGCCGUCCCUACGUCGCCGAGUCCCACUAUCCUUUCUUGAAUGGCUGGACCGCCGAUGGCUGGAAUCACUCCGAGCAUUACGCUCACUCGACGAAUAACGACGACGUCAUCACCGGCCUGUUCGGGAUCCUGCCGCAGCCAGGAAACUCGCUGAUGAUUUCUCCCAUCGUCCCCGAGAAUUGGACGUAUUUUGCCAUUGAAAAUGUGCCGUACCAUGGCCACCUGGUCACCGUGUUGUACGACCAACAGGGAUCAAGAUAUAAAGUAGGGAAAGGCCUGACUGUCUUUGUCGACGGGAGAUGGGUGUUCAACGGGCCGAGGAAGACGGCCUGGGUACCCCUUGCUCCUCCUAUACUACCAGCUGCUCCAUUGGAAAAUAUUGCAGCCAAUCCCACGGGGCCUGGCCAGUAUCCGGCGGUCAAGGCUACGUACACCAAUGCCGGCGACUACGAAUUUAAAGCUAUCGACGGAGUCCUUUACUACGAUUCGAUCCCCGAUAACAGAUGGACUAAUUACAGAUCUCCUAAUCUCAACGAUACCCUCACCGUCACCUUUGCGCGGCCGAGGAGGAUCUCUUCGGUGACUCUCGCACUAUUCUCGGACGUGGCCCGAGGCGGAGGCGUGGAUAUUCCUGCCCGCAUAGAAGUAUACGGGUCCAGCGGAUUGCUAGCUACGGUUAACGAUAGCUCUACCUUGCUGCCUAACGACCGGAACCAUAUACAUUUUCAUCCGGUAGAGACGCAGUUCCUGGCUGUCAACCUAUUCCGAAAGGCGCCCAACCUGUACGUCGGUAUCUGCGAGUUGGAGGUUUGGAUACCGCCCAACUCCGGCUCGACUUUCCACGCAGUCGAUGCUCAUCUCACCGGGCGGGAGACCAGCGUCGUAUUUGACAAGUUCUCGACGGCUGCGGCGAACGGAGCCGUGGUUGGCGGCGUGAGGGAGGACAGCGUCGUCGCCUUCUCCGGCAUCGCCUCUCAAGGCGGGCCCGCUCAGUUGGCGCUCAGCUACUCGAACAUAGGCAACGUGACGGUGGAACUGGGCGUCGAGGUUAACCAGGUGCGCCAAGGGAAUCUGACCCUGUUCCCGGGCCAAGGCAAGUACCUCAGCGCCACGGCCUCUGUCGUGUUGGCGGCGGGAAAGAACUAUGUAAGCCUGACGGGGGGCUCGGAUCGCGUGGAUGUGAGACUCGAGACGUUGAGGGUCUUGUAAAUGCAUAUAAACGGCAGAUGUAUAAAGCGGGUCUAGGAUACUAAUUAAUGCGAUACCUAGCUUGGUGCCUCCUACGUAGUAGAAACAGUUCUAGG